Sinocyclocheilus anshuiensis is the source of this 4797-nucleotide messenger RNA. RefSeq names its product par-3 family cell polarity regulator alpha, a (gene pard3aa). The transcript has 24 exons. Gene Ontology annotation, molecular function: phosphatidylinositol binding; protein binding. The coding region runs from base 264 to 4280 and encodes 1338 amino acids. The record is from RefSeq and is a predicted model, not a curated record. NCBI's taxonomy places the organism in Eukaryota, Metazoa, Chordata, Actinopteri, Cypriniformes, Cyprinidae. Gene Ontology annotation, cellular component: cell cortex; apical junction complex; adherens junction. Gene Ontology annotation, biological process: microtubule cytoskeleton organization; cell adhesion; establishment of centrosome localization.
ACUUUGAAACAGCAGUGAGUCAGUGUGAGUCUCAGAGAGAGCUGUGAAAGAGCGCGUGGGAAGCCCAGCCCACGGUCACUUCACCGCGACACACGCCGAACAGGUGCUCCAGUCCCACCUGAGCAGCACAACAUGAGGAUUCAUCCCGCUUCUUACCUGGACGGAUACAAUGCUGCCGUGGCUUAACGUUACUGAGUUUUCCUGAAGAGUUCAACACUUCUCUCGCUUCCCUGUGGAGGAGUCUCUGGGAAUAUCGGGCGAAUAUGAAAGUGACAGUGUGUUUCGGAAGGACGCGGGUGGUCGUUCCCUGUGGGGAUGGGAAUAUCCAAAUACACAGUCUUAUUCAGCAAGCCACAAUGAGAUAUAAAAAAGCCAUAGCCAAGGACCCAGGCUACUGGAUACAGGUGAAUCGGUUAGAACAUGGAGACGGAGGCAUUUUGGACCUGGAUGACGUGCUGUGUGAUGUGGCCGACGACAAAGACAGGCUGGUGGCAGUGUACGAGGAGCAGGACCCUCAUCAUGGCGGAGAUGGCACCAGCGCGAGCUCCACAGGCACCCAGAGUCCAGAGCUCUUCAGCACGGGUGAGCUCAACUCCAGCAACCUGUCAGCCUUCCAGCCCUACCAGACCAGCAGUGAGAUCGAGGUCACCCCAUCGGCCCUCAGGACCAACAUGCCCUUGCAUGUACGCCGCAGCAGUGAUCCAGCUCUGGCUGGCCUGCCUGAAGCCCAGCUGCAGCCAGAGGAACCGUCUCGUAAGAACCCCACACGAUGGUCCACCACAGCAGGCUUUCUGAAAGCCAACAACACCAGCGCAACCAACAGCCUAGAGCGAAAGGGUAAGGAUCUGGAAGCUUAUCGCAGCCUGCCUCGUGAUGUUGUCCCCUGGGCCACCCAGUUUCAGAGAGAAAACGCUCGCUCCUCCCUCAGUGCCAGCCAUCCCAUGGUGGACCGAUGGCUUGAGCGUCAAGAGCAGGAAGAAGAAGAAGAAGACGACGAGGAGAGAGCAGACAACGGGAGGAACGGCAGGAUAGAGCCGGUGGGAAGGGCAGACUCCUGUGUGGAAUCAGCUUCACUCGAUGAAAUGUUGAAGCCGGUUGAGGUGUCCAAUGGCGGUGGGCCGCUAGGAAUCCACGUGGUGCCUUUCAGUGCCAGAGACAGAAGGACGCUGGGCUUGUUAGUGAAGAGGCUGGAGAUGGGCGGGAAGGCGGAGCGGGAGGCUCUGUUCCAGGAGAACGACUGUAUCGUCCGGAUUAAUAACGCAGACCUGCGCAACAUCCGAUUCGAACAGGCCCAGAAUUUGUUCAGACAGGCUAUGCGUUCUCCACUCAUCCUGUUCCAUGUGGUUCCAGCGGUGAAGAAAGCUCAAUACGAGCUGCUGUCUCAGAACGAGCUGGGUCUUCAGGCCACUCCGGGCCCCGGGGACAGGGCCAGUCUGGUGGGAGGAGGUGUGGACUACGGCCCGCGGAGAAUGUCCAAAGCCAAAUCCACCCUGGGCUAUCCUACAUUACCACACAUAGCAAACCCAUCAAACAAGACCCCACCGGGCCCCAUCCAGCCCUCCAGACCCACCAGUGCCGCCUCCUCUGUGGGCUACUCUAAAAAGAUCGGCCGCAAGUUCAGCGUCCAGCUGAGGAAAGGUCCGGAGGGCUUGGGUUUCAGCAUCACCUCCAGAGACGUCCCGAUUGGUGCUUCCGCCCCCAUAUAUGUGAAGAACAUCCUCCCGCAUGGAGCCGCCAUCCAGGACGGCCGUCUGAAGGCCGGAGACCGGCUGCUCGAGGUUAACGGAGUGGAUCUGAAUGGUAAGACUCAGGAGGAGGUUGUGGCUCUGUUGCGCUCGACUCCCAUGGGAGGCACUGUAGGUCUUCUCAUCGUCAGACAAGAGGACACUUUCCUGCCCCGCGAAGUGAAAGAACAAGAUGACUUAAUUUUGACCUCGGAUGGAACGCGGGAGUUUAUGACGUUUGAAAUCCCUCUCAGUGACUCGGGAUCGGCUGGGUUAGGGGUCAGCGUCAAGGGCAAUAGAUCUAAAGAGAGCCACGCUGACCUGGGCAUUUUCGUCAAGUCUAUAAUCACUGGAGGAGCCGCCUGCAAGGAUGGGCGGCUGAGGAUAAAUGACCAGCUGAUAGCGGUUAAUGGAGAGUCUCUACUGGAGAAAACCAAUCAGGAAGCAAUGGAGGCCCUCCGCAAAUCCAUGUCCAUCGAGGGCAACAAGAGAGGCAUGAUUCAGCUGAUCGUGGCCCGGCGGGUCGCAGGGAGGGGAGAGCAGGCUCCAGGUAGCCCACCUGUGCCUCUGAACUCUCCACGAGACGAACAUGAGCGACGGAUCUCUCAGUCGCUGUAUCCCAGAGAGAGCCUGGAUGACAACCACACCCCACGACCCACCAUGAUGGGUAGAAUGAUGGGUCACUACCAGCUGUCCCCCACUGUGAACAUGCCCCAGGACGACACCGUCAUCAUUGAAGAUGAUAGGCCACCUGUUCUUCCUGCCCGCUUGUCUGACCAAUCAUCAUCCAGCUCCCACGAUGACAUGGGAUUUGUGACAGAAAUGCCAGGAUCCUGGCCCAAAGAUGUCCAGAUACAGGACGAAAGCACACUCCGUCCAGACGCAGAUAUGGAUGGUGUGUUUCAGAGGGAAGGCUUCGGCCGGCAGAGCAUGUCAGAAAAGCGGACCAAACAGUACAGCGAUGCCGCUCAACUGGAGAUCAUCACGAGUCGCAAGUCGAAGAGUAUGGACCUAGUAGCCGACGAGUUUAACCUCACUCCCUGCACAGAGAGGACAGAAGGCAACUCCACACGAGAUUUGGGACCGUCGUUGGGUUUGAAGAAGUCGAGUUCCUUGGAGAGCCUCCAGACAGCUGUUGCCGAGGCGACACUCAACGGAGAUGUCUCGUUCCACAGGCCACGCCCCAGAAUCAUCAGGGGCCGGGGCUGCAACGAGAGCUUCCGGGCGGCCAUCGACAAGUCUUACGACAAGCCAGGUGUGACCAUAGUCAACCCCGAUGAAGAUGACGAGGGGAUGGAGACGUUGGAAGAAGAUACAGAGGAGAGCUCACGAUCAGGCCGCGACUCCAUUUCCACGGCCACGGACCUCACCCUCCCACCCUCCAACACAGAGAAACAGCUGAACGGAGGACGCACCAAAGAGGACAAGAAGAAGGAGCGAGGAGGGAAGGACAAGAAAGACAAGAGCAAAGCCAAGAAAGGCGUGCUGAAGGGCCUGGGCGACAUGUUCAGGUUCAGCAAAAACCGCAAAGACGAGAGGCAAGGGGACAAGAUGGAGCGGAAGGGGUCCAGCAAGAGCAAGAUGAAGGAAGAUCAGGCCACUGAGGAGGAGACGCAGAGAAUGAGGCUGGAGCAGGAGAGAAUUCAAGCGAAGACCAGGGAGCUCCGAGAGCGACAGGCCAGAGAGCGAGACUACGCUGAGAUCCAGGACUUCAACCGCACCUUCAGCUCCGACGAGGAGCACACCUACGCCGGGAUCGGCUCUCUGGACUCGUCCCUGGACAGCAGCUUAGACCUGAGCCAUAACCCCGGUCUAGAGCGUCCGCAGAGCCCCCGAGACCAGGCAUUGCCCUUAGAGGCUCUCUAUGCACAGGUCAACAAGCCCCGCAACGGACGCCCACCAUCUGCAGACAGCAACCGUCUGGCACCCAGCAACCAUGACCGGAUACAGCGUCUACGACAAGAGUUCCAGCAGGCCAAGCAGGAGGAGGAACCUGAUGACCGCCGUCGAUCCUACAGCUUUCAACAACAACAGAGGAACAACACGGGUUCUUAUACACCGACGGGGCGGCACUCGGUUUCUGUGGAGGAGCAAAUGCAGAAACAGAGAGAGGACAGAGACUCUUUCACACAAGCCCAGAGGCAGUACAACUCCUUACCGCGACAACCACGUAAAAACCCUAGCACCGUGUCUCAAGACUCUUGGGAUAAAGUCUAUCCUCCUGGCGAGGUCUUUCAGUCCACCAAAGAGAACCCACACUAUUCCAGCUACCAGGGAUCCCGCACUGCCAAUGGCUACCUGGGCGCCGCCGCCACGGGCUUGAACGCUCGCGUCCUCCUGGAGACCCAAGAGCUCCUGAGACAGGAACAGAGACGAAAGGAGCAAGAGGCUAAAACCAAGCUACCUACUAUGGAGGAGACACCAACCUCAAGCAAAACCCCUGUUCUUGCUCCACCCAAAGGCCCCUACCGACAAGACGUGCCACCCUCGCCCACCCAACUCGCCCGGCUCAACCGUCUACAGACCCCUGAGAAGGGCCGCCCCUUCUACUCCUGAGACGAGAGAUCAAAACUGUAGGAAAAACUGUAUGACAGCAAUAAUAUUGAAUGGAGAGAGACAGGGCUAUAACAUGGAGACUGCAUAGAGGAUUGGUUUUAGAGGUUUUUCUGAGGGUUGCCAAGUUGUUGUUUUUGUACUCUAGUAUGGAAUCUUUGUACACACUGAAGAUCUUUGUCAACUAUCCAUCUCCUAUUCUUACUUUUGACAAUUGUGUAUGUGUUUGUUUAAUUCAUUGACGUUAUGGCACUAGGUAUACUUGACAAUCACAUGACAGUCGCCUGAGGUUUUGAUACAUGGUUGUUUCCAUCAUAUUGUGACCUACAUACCUUGUUUUUGUCAAGUGAGCUGAGAAAAACAAGUAGGUGGGUGAAUUUCACUACACCUGCCAGAAACAUGUCUAGGUCAUAUUUCACCACAAAAUCAAAAGAAAAAAUGCAAUAUUUAGCUAUAAAACGAUGCUUGGUUCUAGGUCUAUAAAGAUUUUUUUUCUUUUCCGUUGUGGCAUUUUCAUCAC